CGACUUUAUUAUGCAAAUUUUACCUGAAAAUGUCAAAAUUUAAACUUGAAUUUUACCAGAGUUUCACAGUUGGGGGUGGUUUACACCACCACCCCCGGUCGCUACGUCCCUGACUCCCCCUCACAGAGGACAUUUCUGCCAUCCAGACCCCCCCGCCCCCCCGGUCGCUAUGUCCCUGACUCCCCCCAUGGAUGAAAUUUCUGCCAUCCAGAGAGGAAGGGAAGAAAAAUUUGUUUCUGAUAAUACUAAAUGCAUUAGGACAUAUCCAAGGGGGGGGGGGUUAACUCCCAAUUUCCUCUUUUGGAAGGUCUGUUGUCGUACCCUACUUUAUUAUUUUACUCUGUCUAACGCGAGACAAUUUUACUCGUCAAGGGAGAAUGCUAGCAUUCAAUGGGUUAAUUGAAGUUUUAAAACAUUUAGUGUUGAAAUCGGCUCUGGUCAAAAACUUCAAAGAGGUACAUGUGGACGUUGUUGAUUGUCCAGAUCUAUUGCAGAAACCAUGGAGUCUAGCUGCACCAGGUAAAUAUUAUCCCCCAGAUUCAUGCACAUUCUUGCAAGCUUGCAUGUUUCCAAUAAUUGAAUUUGAAUUUUUAUAUAGGAACAUCUGAUUUAGCAUAGCUAGUUUAAACAAAGUCCUGUCUACUAUAUUACUACAAAUAUAUUAUUACAAUAUAUUCUAGGAGAAACUAUUCAGAGUGUCUGUAAAUUGUUCAUAUUGGAAAUAAAGAUUUAAAGUAAUGUUUUAAUCUGGUCUUAAAUGCCUGAAAUUUUCCGAACAUUUAGCAGUAACGCAUUGAAAGUAUGUGCACCAUUAUACCUAAAGCUACCCUGAUAAAUAUACUCUUUUAUACUAAUUUACUAUAUUGGAAAUCUACAAUAACCAAUAAUGGUAAAAAUUCAGUUUUUUCAAUUCAGUCAAAAACCAUUAAUAAUGGAAAGUUCACUUUUUCCUGUGAUAUAAGGGGCAUGCAAUUGUAAAAUUGAAAGAGUUAUAAGCUGUAACAAAUCAUUCUUAAAAACAAACGAUGAGACAAACAGAAUUUGUGAGGGUGUGCAACCUCUUUGACCCCACCCAUUUUUGUAGGGACAAUGGAAACUCUACGUUGCAAACUCCAACACCCCAUGGAAAAGAUAAGAAUCAAACAGUCGUCACCAAAUUUCCUAUGAUGCAAUAAAUGCAUUGUUCCUCAGCAUUUCAUAGUUUUUUGUUUCAAGGUAUUUGUGGUAGUACUCGUUUGGCUCUGGUUGGAGGUGUUCCAUAUUUGAUACCUGUCCCAAAUCUCUCAAAGGUAACCUCUUAAAGAUCUUGAGAACAUGGCCAAUCAUUCUAAUCGUAUUUCUAGACUAAUUUUUAUAUCGUUACCAGGUGUAUAAUUUUGAUAUAAUUGCAAAGCAAAUUGGAUUGCGAAAUGGAUUUUUUCUCGGACCUGGAGCAGGAAACAGUCGUGCGAUUGGAACCUGUUGUGAGGUAAUUUCGACUACCUAUGCAAUAUAACAAUUAAGAGACAACAUCCUCUGUUGUAUUGUUUCUGAAUAGGGUGUUAGCUAGCCCAUAUACUGUCCAUUUGACGGACAGUAUAUGGGCUAGAUUUUCGUUUUUUUUCUGAUGAGAAAGUGCAUUGCGUUUGAUUUUAUAUUAUUACAGUAGAACCCCGCUAACUCGAACUCCCAAGGGGAACGAAAAAUUGUUCGAGUUAGUGGGGGUUCGAGUUAACCGGAGUUGGUGUCAGAUUUCGUUUAUUAUGUUAAUAAUUAAUAAGGUUUUAUACCUUAUACUUGUUCAUCAAAAUUACAAAAAAUUUAAUUGUGCAUCCCUAUAACUAAAGUUCUUUAGUCAGUAUCUUUUUAACUUGGGUGAUGGAGAAGGCAUGCAAGUUCCAUGCAAACUAAAGUUCUUAGGAAAAAUAUGUAGAGAUUUUACAAAAGGAACUAAAAAACUAGAUCAAUAACAAUCGUCGCAACUAUGUGUAUAAUCUUUUAAAAUUUAUGAUCAUUUACACACCGAAUAAAUUGUCGCCAUUUGAAUAAAAAUCCAAGUUACCGGUUGUCAAAAUGCUAUGUUCUGACAUUUUAAAGGUGAUCUACAGUCCGUAUGUAAACAAAGCCUUUGUUUACAUUUUUGUGUCCAAAAUAUUGAGCUUUAUUCGACAACUAUUUAUAUUUUCAAGCUUCUAGAGUAUAAUAAAUGAUCAAGAAACAACAAUCAGGCUUUUCAAGAACUCAAAACAUAGUUAAACUGUUUGUAUCAUAAAAAGUGGGCUCAUUUGUGCACAUGCGCAGAUCGGACUGUAGAUCACCUUUAAAGUUUGCUGAUCCACUACUCGAAAACAAAGUUCGAGUUAACGGGAUAAAUUUGACCAAGGGAAAACAAAAUUUGUUCGAGUUAAGCGAGUUCGAGUUAGCGGGGGACUACUGUAUAUCAAAGAACGUUUUAUUUACUUUUUCCCAUGAACUAUUUUCUCAAAAUGUAUCGUGUUUCAUCCAUAUUGGGCGUGUAUUCACUGAAAUGAAAUGCACAAAACAAAGUGUAAUCGGUGUGCAUCUGUGUUCAUUGACCGGAAAUGAAAUAUACAAAACGAAGUGCCAUCGGGUGCAUUUUUCAGUGUUCAUUCACCGGAAAUGAAAUGUAAAAAACCAAGCUACCGUUGUUUGCAUCUGGAGAAACACGUUGGAAAAAAACACUAUUUAUUCCAGCACAAGGACUUUGAUCGGUCAAAAAAACUUUCCCAAAUUACGUUUAACGGACAAAACUUUUUUUCUGGCUAACACCCUGUUGUAUAUAGGAUCUAGAGAACCAAAAAAGUGGUACGGGUACCAAUUUUAUCCAUGCCGUACCAAAAAUUGAGCGUAGUGUAAACGGGGCUGUACGAUUACUUGUAAUUUCGUCACUUGUAACGAAGUUACAGCACUGAGUCAGCACUGGAUAUAUUUGGGUGAAUUCAAGUAUGUUAUUUUACUGCAGAUGAUGGCAAAUGUCAAACUGUCGCCUGACAUCAUCAGAUCGAAAAUGGCCAAAGUUAACCCCGAGGUAUUUCAAGACUAAAUUGAAUUUAUGCUUAUUGCAUAUGCCCUUGUCGCAAUAACCUACAUGACAUCUGCAUAGUUUCUGUAUUACAAGUGUUGUACUUUUAGGACGGGUCAGCUGAACUACAUGAUUACAAAGUGAAAGAGUUUAGUAUGAUGGCAGAUAUGUUGGUAUCGGAGGGAAAACAGGGAAAGGUAAACGGUUUAAACCUUGGAAUGACAUUCAAUUGAUUGUUAAUUUGCAAUACUAACUUUUGCAGGUUCAGACUUGGGAAAAAAUACAUCAAUUAUAAAAAUACAUGAAAACAAUGACUGGAUGGCACUAGAGAACAGUAGGAUUUUCAAAACAAUUAAAAAGGCAAUGGAACAUUUCGAUCACUGGAUCAUGAAUAAAAAGGCAGUGGAACAUUUCGAUCACCGGAUCAUUACUGGAUGGCAUGGAGAACAGUGGGAUUUUCAAAACAAUGAAAAAGGCAAUGGAACAUUUCGAUCACCGGAUCAUUACUGGAUGGCAUGGAGAACAGUAGGAUUUUCAAAACUAUGAAAAGACAAUGGAACAUUUCGAUCACUGGAUCAUUACUGGAUGGCAUGAAGAACAGUGAGAUUUUCAAAACAAUAAAAAGGCAAUGGAACAUUUCGAUCACCGGAUCAUUACUGGAUGGCAUGGAGAACAGUGAGAUUUUCAAAACAAUAAAAAGGCAAUGGAACAUUUCGAUCACCGGAUCAUUACUGGAUGGCAUGGAGAACAGUAGGAUUUUCAAAACUAUGAAAAGACAAUGGAACAUUUCGAUCAUCGGAUCAUUACUGGAUGGCAUGGAGAACAGUAGGAUUUUCAAAACUAUGAAAAGACAAUGGAACAUUUCGAUCACCGGAUCAUUACUGGAUGGCAUGGAGAACAGUAGGAUUUUCAAAACUAUGAAAAGACAAUGGAACAUUUCGAUCAUCGGAUCAUUACUGGAUGGCAUGGAGAACAGUAGGAUUUUCAAAACUAUGAAAAGACAAUGGAACAUUUCGAUCACCGGAUCAUUACUGGAUGGCAUGGAGAACAGUGGGAUUUUCAAAACAAUGAAAAGACAAUGGAACAUUUCGAUCACCGGAUCAUUACUGGAUGGCAUGGAGAACAGUAGGAUUUUCAAAACAAUGAAAAGACAAUGGAACAUUUCGAUCACCGGAUCAUUACUGAAUGGCAUGGAGAACAGUAGGAUUUUCAAAACAAUGAAAAGACAAUGGAACAUUUCGAUCACCGGAUUCAAUUCUAUCAUCGGAGAACAGUAGGAUUUUCAAAACAAUGUAUUUAUUUAUUCGUAUUUAGUAUGUGUCAUAGAUUGAUAGAUUUGGGCUAAUCGCAAAGAAUGAAUUUUUCGGAUGGGCAGGGUGAAACAUUUCUUCGUCACCAUAGUAGCUCUAAAAAAGUUCCAUAAAUCAUAAUAUUGCAAUUUUCAUAACCGCUCGUUGAUGCUAAUUUUUAUAGGUUGUAAAAGUGAUUGCAAAAUCUCGCAAAGGGAAAGACAACUUCGUGUCAUGUAUGCGCCAGUCAUUAGAUCAUUAUUAUGGCAACUUUAGAACGGUUGGAAUGGGUGGUGUAUUCUGUAUUGAGACUGGACAAGCAAAAUUACAUGUUAUGGUGAGUAAGGGUCAUGUAGGCAGUGACAUAUGUACUUGUACCCGAAUAAAAAAACCUCUGAAAGUAUUUGUCGUAUGACGAAGCUGUGACAAUAAUUUUACAACUGUGAAAGCAUUUUUUAGUUGACAGGCUAUUACUUAAUAUUUUUCAAUUUUUGUAUUCUUUCCUAACUUUAGCCAGCGUUCAGUAAAGAAGCGCUGGACAGUGACGAACACGUGAAGGAAUGGUUGAAUUUCUACACCAUGGAUUCCCCGUUGACGUGUCUUAGUGUGUUUGUUUCCAACGACUCGGUGAGUCCUAAGUCUCCAGAUGCAGAUAUUUUGAACAAAAUAUACCAUUAAAGGCAUGGAAUAAUGAUUUAUCUCAAUUAAUAAAGCAUUAAUAAUUCUCAUCUCAAAUUAGCCAACCAUAUCGCUUUAUUUUGCUCGCAUGAUAAAUAGAGAAUAAUACAUGGGUGCGCGGAAAUACCAGAUUUAUUUCGAGUGUUGAACAUGAUAUCUCACGAGUGAGCGCAGUGAACGAGUGAGAUAUCAUGUUCAACACGAGAAAUAAAUCUGGUAUUUCCAAGCACCCAUGUAUUUUUCUGUUUAUUAUAUAAACAAAAUUCAGUGAAAAACAAUAAAACGUCCGUGGCAAUGCGUUUUACAACAAAUGAUAUUUUCACACGUAAAAUUAUCGUAUUUUUUUACGUGUGUUUAAAUACGAUUUUUCUCAGUGGCCAAAAACUCUAUAUAACAUUUAUGUUUAUAUAAUAAAGCCUUUUAUUACAUCAAGCAAUAAUUCUACGAUGUUUUCGUAUAUUUCAGGGUUUAGACCUACGACUAGAGCACACACACUGCUUCAGUGAUCAUGGUCAGGGCGGCCACUAUCACGAGGAUACGACCCCGGAAGAAGUUUCCUACCUAGGGUACUUUGUUCCUGCAGAGUACGUUUACCGUAUAGACCGCCCACCUUCCACGCAUACGAUAGGACGGGACUGAAAACUGAGGGACGCAGAAACUAGAGUGUGAAAACAGAAUUGAACUAGGAAUGGCGACGGUGCGUUCUUGCUUGAAAUCGUGUUGUCGUUUUUGGUUUCAAGGCAGAACUGCUGAUAACGGCUGAACAUUAAAGGCACACAGUUCAGCCUUUUGAAUGAUGGUUUUUAAGGCGCAUUUCAGCCCUUUUAAUUGAAAAAAACUAACUGGGAAAAUCAAUUAAGCAUAAUUCAAGAUCAGCAAACUUAAUGUUUUUAACAUUUUAAAACAUUUUUAUUGUUAAAAACAUUGAGUUUGCUGAUUUUGAAUCAUGCUUAAUUGAUUUUCCUAGUUAGUUUUUUCAAUUAAAAGGGCUGAAAUGCGCCUUAAAAACCAUCGUUCAAAAGGCUGAACAUUAAAAGCACAGUUCAGCCUUUUGAAUGAUGGUUUAGGAAGGCGCAUUAUACAACCCUUUCAAUUGAAAAAAAACGAACUAGGAAAAUCAAUUAAGCAUAACUGAAGAUCAGUGAGCUCAAUGUUUUCAACAUUAUUGUCGAUUUCAGAUUACUUUUCAAAGCGCGGUUCCCAAGUUUGUUGACAACUUGCCAAUUACGUUUCCAAAUUCGGAAGUUCGGCGGGAACUUCGCAACGAAGUUCGCAAGUUCAUUUCAAAGUUCGAACUUCGAUUGUAAACAAAUGUAAAAAUUUCAUUUAUAAAUUUAUUUAAAAAGGCAUUUUUCGUCUUGGGAGACCACUGGACCAAUAUUUUACUGCAGUAAUAUGUGCAUAGGGCCUUAUACAGUAAUUUCAACUCCAACUAUGAACAUUUAUUUACAAUCGAAGUUCGAACUUUGAAAUGAACUUGCGAACUUCGUUGCGAAGUUCACGCCCAACUUCCGAACUUGACAACGUAAUUGGAAAGUUCGCAACGAACUUGGGAACAGCGUGUUGAAAAGUUACCUGAAAUCGACAAUAAAAAUGUUAAAAACAUUGAGUUCACUGAUCUUGAAUUAUGCUUCAUUGAUUUUCCUAGUUAGUUUUUUCAAUUAAAACGGGUUGUAAUGCGCCUUAAAAACCAUCAUUCAAAAGGCUGGACUGUGCCUUUAAACUAUGUACGCGUGCGUCUGUGUGGACUUGCCAGUGGGCAUGUCAAAUAUACGCAGUGAGCUCCAUAUAUAACUGUAGUGAGAACUCGAGUCUAAAAAGUGAAGACAAAAUGGCGGAAAUUGAAGAGGUAUUGGUCGUCAGUUCCAGUCCAUUGUUUUUGUCUGCGCAGUUAAUACGAAAGCUGGCAAGGAGUGUGCCGAGAUUUCGUAUUUUGUCAUCGAUUUAAAGAAUGAUACCAUGGUUUUAUGAAGUAAUAACUUGUUUAGCGAUGUGGUUCGUUAGAACACUAGCUGGGGAAAAUGGUAUACGACGUUCUUAGUUAUUGGAUAUUUCCGCCAUCUUGUCUUCACUUUUCUCAUAAGCCGAAUGACUGAAGUUCACGCUCCAGAUAUAUAGAGCUCACUGUAUAUACACCACUGAUCUGAAAAUUAGCCUGGACAGUGCACCCACUUUCAUAAAUGAAGCCAAUAGCGGCUAUAUUGGUGAAACCACCAAAAAUCUACUGUGGUGCUGCUGACAUAGCAAUUUUUGCUGCGAUUUUCUUCUGAUGGGUGUGAACGAGUGGAUAAGUUAUGAAUGUUCAGAUGACAUAUACUCCGAAGUCCGAACAUUCGUAACUCAUCUACUCGUUCACAUCCAUCAGAAGGAGAAAAUCGCACUAGAAAUCGCAGCAAACAUUGCAAGUGUAAACGAGCCUUUACAAUUUCUAGUUAUCGGUGAGAAAGGAUAAACAUUGUCUAGAUAGAAAUUUAUCAACAGUGGCCUCUCUUCCCCCUUAAAUUUCAUUAUCUAAACUCAUUAGAAGAGAUAGGGGAAGCUAUAUCUUUCAAGUUACAUUGGAAAAGACAAAUACUUGCUUGGUAAUGUAGCUAAUUUAAACAUGAUGUUUGUGAUGUUACUCUGAGUGUGCAUCCACACCGGUGUGUGGUAUUCACCUGAGUACACAACACCAACACACAAAAAAAAUGUAAUUCAAACAUGUUGCGAUCCGAUUUCCAGAGAUUUUGACAGAUUUUAAAAUCUCAUCUCAUAAAUAUCCUGGCUUCGAAAUUGGCUGAUUGAAUUCAAAAUGAUACUCUAUCCAGGCAGUUUUCAGAUCAGUGGUGUACACUUUGAAAAACACUUAUUGUAGGUGAUAGUCAUUGACAUUGUAAAGGGGUGACCGUGGCGGGAAUAAAAACACUGCGAAC
Molecule: messenger RNA, 7901 nt
Organism: Paramuricea clavata
Lineage: Eukaryota; Metazoa; Cnidaria; Anthozoa; Malacalcyonacea; Plexauridae
Source: the annotation of a GenBank genome assembly